Molecule: messenger RNA, 2056 nt
Organism: Labrus bergylta (ballan wrasse)
Lineage: Eukaryota; Metazoa; Chordata; Actinopteri; Labriformes; Labridae
Source: RefSeq, a predicted model, not a curated record
CUCUCUCUCUCUCUCUCUCUCUCUCUCUCUCUCUCUCUCUCUCUCUCUCGCCAUGUUGUUGGAUUAAAUCUGUCGCGUCACUUUGUAUGACUGAAAGAAAACUCUCUGCUCGUCGCUUUUUAAAAGUUUGAACAUGUCGAAUGUGUCUUUCCAUAUCUCCAACCUGCUGGAGAAAAUGACGUCAACGGACAAAGACUUCAGGUUUAUGGCGACCAACGACCUGAUGCUGGAGCUGCAGAAGGACAGCAUCAAGCUGGACGAGGACAGCGAGAGGAAGGUGGUGACCAUGCUGCUCAAACUGCUGGAGGACAAAAACGGGGAGGUGCAGAACCUGGCUGUGAAAUGCCUGGCUCCUCUGGUGAGCAAAGUGAAGGAGCCUCAGGUGGAGACGAUGGUGGACACGCUGUGCUCUAACAUGAUGUCGGACAAAGAGCCGCUGAGGGACAUUUCCAGCAUGGGACUGAAGACGGUGAUCGCAGAGCUGCCGCUGUCCUCGUCAGGUUUGACGCUGACCAUCAGUGUGUGUAAGAAAAUCACCUCCCAGCUGAUCGGCGCCAUGGGGAAACAGGAAGACGUGUCCGUUCAGCUGGAGGCCCUGGACAUCCUGUCGGACAUGUUGGGAAGGCUGAGUGGUGCUCUGGUCAGUUUUCACAGCUCUCUGCUCGCCAGCCUGCUGCCUCAGUUGACCAGCUCCAGGAUGGCGGUCAGGAAGCGCUCCAUCUUGGCUCUGGGUCAGCUGGUGCCCUGCUGUAGCCCCGCCCUCUUCUCCCAGCUGACUGAACACCUGUUGACGGAGUUAUCCAAAGCCCCGCCCACCUCGAUGACGAGGACGUACAUCCAGUGCCUGGCAACCGUCAGCCGUCAGGGCGGCCAUCGAGUCGGUGAACAUUUAGAGAAGUUGAUCCCCAUGGUUGUAAAGUUCACCAGCGUGGAGGACGACGAGCUGAGGGAGUACUGCUUCCAGGCCUUUGAAGCUUUUAUACGCAGGUGUCCAAAGGAGAUGUCACCUCACGUUUCCACGGUAACACAGCUUUGUCUCAAGUUCAUGACCUUUGACCCGAACUAUAAUUAUGACGAGGCGGAGGAGGAUGAAGACAGCAUGGACAUCGAGGACGGUUUUGAUGAAGAGUCGGACGACGAGUACAGCGACGACGACGACAUGAGCUGGAAGGUGCGGCGCUCCUCCAUCAAAUGUCUGGAGGCGUUGAUCAGCACUCGCAGAGACCUCCUGCUCUCCUUCUACUCCUCCGUCUGCCCCGCCCUGCUCGCCCGCUUCAAGGAGCGAGAGGAGAACGUGAGGGCCGACGUGUUCGCCGCCUUCUCCGCGCUGCUGAGGCAGACGCGAGCGGGAUCCGGUCACCGUGGCAACCUCAUAGCCGCCUCAGACUCCGGAGUGAGCGGGGAGGAGGAGGAGCCAGCGGUCGCAAUGUUGAAGAAACAGGUGGUGGUGAUAGUGAAGGCUCUGCACAGACAGCUGAAGGAGAAGAGCAUCAAAUCUCGUCAGGGCUGUUUCUGUCUCCUCACUGAGCUCACUCACACCGUACCAGGAGCCCUGGAGCCACACAUACCUGCACUGAUCCCAGGCAUCGUCUUCUCGCUGACAGACAAGUCGACGUCCUCCACCAUGAGGAUCGACGCUCUCUCCUUCUUCCACGUCCUCCUCCUCACUCACCCUCCUCAGACCUUUCAGACGCACAUGCAGGUGCUGCUGCCCCCGGUGGUGGCGUGUGUGGAGGACACGUUCUAUAAGAUCACGUCUGAGGCUCUGCUGGUCACCCAGCAGCUGGUCAGAGUGAUGAGGCCGCAGGGACAGAACGCCACGGCGGCGGGAGGAUUCGACCCCAAACCGUUCGUCAGAGAGGUGUUUUCUGUGACCAUGAAGAGGCUGAAAGCGACAGACAUCGACCAGGAAGUGAAAGAGAGGGCGAUAUCCUGUAUGGGUCACAUGGUGUGUCACCUUGGCGACCACCUGGGGGCGGAGAUGCAGGGCGUCUUGGCGAUCUUCCUGGAGUGGUUAAAGAAUGAGAUCACGAGACUGACAGCAGUGAAGACCAUC